GUAGAGUAAAAGCUACAAUGGACUACGAUGGUCACGAUUGUAGAUUCCUUACAUUCAAGUCUGGAGACUCAAUACUUGUUUAUUUUAAGUUGGUUGGGAAAAGAGGUGAUUUAUGGGCUGGAAGUAUAGGAAAACAGUUUGGGUAUUUUCCAAAAGAUGCAGUUCAAAUUGAAGAUGUAAUAGUAUCAACUGAAAUAGAACUGCCAACCAAGGAAAGUGACUUCCUUUGCCUUGAUGGUGAUUAUUACGUUGGAAGUGAAGAAAGUGGUUCAGUCAAUGGUGAAUAUGGAGAAAAUUCAAAUUCAGAAGAAAUAAAAUCCAUAUUAGGACAUCAAUCUGAGUCCAACAUAAACAGCCAGGAUUACAAAGAUGCUUUCAGUUCAGGAGAUGCUUUGGAAACUGGUGUUACAAAUAACAAGCAAAUUUCAGAUAUUUUUGGUGAGAAUGGUCAAACAAACAAAGAUAUCCAGGAGCAGGUGAGGACCAAAGGUAUUACUUCAGAAGUCAUGGAGACACCCACAUUGGAAAUGCCUCUGUCAAACCUUUCGGAAAAAAUACCAGAUUUGGAGAAAGCAGCUGUCAAAACUGCCAUGGAAACGAAAUUAGGAAAUCAUUUACAGAAAAAGUCACAAGAUAUUAAGACUGAUGAAAGAGCUUAUGACAAGACAGAAGAGAAAAUGACAUCUUCAUCUUUGAAUAAAGAUUUUGAGGUUAAAAAAUCGUCACUAAUCAUCAAUUCAAAAGUCAAAGUUGCAAUUGAAAAUAAUAAUGAAUAUCAGCCGAGUGUCCAGAAAAUAGAUGUCUACAAAGUAGCCAAUAGCUUUUACCUUGAUUUCCAAGCUAUCCAGAUAUUAACUAACCAGUUCAUCAAAAAUGCUUUUGAUGAAACAAAAAUUGCUGCAUUAGUAGCAAUAGCUCGAGAUGAAGAUCUUUUGUUUCAAUUUGAUUAG
This is a messenger RNA of Rhincodon typus (whale shark), 950 nucleotides long. Its product is annotated as transport and Golgi organization protein 1 homolog. The transcript has 6 exons. Lineage: Eukaryota; Metazoa; Chordata; Chondrichthyes; Orectolobiformes; Rhincodontidae. Gene Ontology annotation, molecular function: protein binding. Gene Ontology annotation, cellular component: endoplasmic reticulum exit site; endoplasmic reticulum membrane. The coding region runs from base 18 to 950 and encodes 310 amino acids. The record is from RefSeq and is a predicted model, not a curated record. Gene Ontology annotation, biological process: vesicle cargo loading; protein secretion; endoplasmic reticulum to Golgi vesicle-mediated transport.